AUGGAUGUGAAAGAGCUCCGUUUCUAUGAUGAUCAGCAGAACGAUGGAAAUGGGCUAUCGGAUCAAGGCAGUUCAACAGCUAAUGUUAUGGGAAAAACUGCAAUGAAUGACGAGUGUUACGUGAACAAAGGAUUUAGUGAUUCAAGUAGCUUAAAAGAAGAAUCAUCCAAUAAGAUUGAGGUAGAACCAAAUCAACUCUCUAAAAGUGUGAUUAUAAUUUCUGAUGGACCUCCACUGACGACGCAAGACGGGUACAUUAAUAAUGCAUUCGAAGAUGGCCCUCAGAAAGCAGAUAAGGUGAAUGAUAAAGAUAACGGGACGGUGCCACGGGCACAUGACGUCACUGCCAUUACUUCCUCUAUAAUAGAGAACCAAAUUACAAAACUGGAUGAAGACAAUAAUGGACUGGUGGCCGUUAAUUUGGAAACGAAAGAAAAGAAGUGGAAAGUACAAUCUGUCGGAUGGGAUUCAAAUAAGAGUAUAAUUUUGUUGGGUUUGAUAUUGGCUUUUGAUAUAUGGGCAGCAAUAUUUGUUUGUUUUAAAACAAACCUAUUCCCCAACAUUUUGAAUUAA
Macrosiphum euphorbiae (potato aphid) is the source of this 573-nucleotide messenger RNA. NCBI's taxonomy places the organism in Eukaryota, Metazoa, Arthropoda, Insecta, Hemiptera, Aphididae. The record is from the annotation of a GenBank genome assembly.